Molecule: messenger RNA, 984 nt
Organism: Rhodamnia argentea
Lineage: Eukaryota; Viridiplantae; Streptophyta; Magnoliopsida; Myrtales; Myrtaceae
Exons: 2
Coding region: 372-812 (146 amino acids)
Source: RefSeq, a predicted model, not a curated record
AAGAGGAACCAUUCGUUCACCAAACCUGAAGACUCCCCGUCAGUCUUUCUUUAGUCCUUCCCUUUCCUUCAAUCUCUCGCCGGAAUCACUCGCUUUCUCAAUCAACGGCGAGAUCAAGGAGGCGUCGUGAAUGGUGGGAAUCUCAACCGACGUGGAAGACCGGGGUUUGAUGCUCUCCCUCUGCGAUCUCCACCGGAGGGGGGCGAGCUCACGCGUUUUCGCUUUUGGCUCCUGCAAACAAGGCUGGUACUAUCGCUGCCUUGGCCCCGACCCCUGAAUUCUAACGUAGUAAAUCCGCUUAGGCUUUCGGAGGCGAGGGAAACGUUUCUUUUUUUGUUUGUUUUGGUUGAGUGUGGAGCGAGAGGGGGAGAAUGCAGAUCCAUAACGGCAAGCAGCAGAGGAAGAGCCAGGGCGCGAAGGGUAACGUGGGCAGGUUGCUGAUAAGCAUCAACGUGGCGGGGAGCCCCGGGCCGAUCCGGUUCGUGGUGAGCGAGGACGAGCAAGUGGGCUCGGUCAUCUCCACGGCCUUGCGAUCCUACGCUCGCCAGGGUCGCCUCCCGGUACUCGGGUCCGACCCCGGCGACUUCUUGCUCUACUGUGCCAACGCUGAAUCAGAUGCUCUGAGUCCAUGGGAGACGAUCGGAUCACGGGGGGCUCGGAAUUUUCUUCUCUGGAAGAAGCAGAAGGCGGAGGAGGCUAACGAGGCAGGCAACCCGCCGGCGAGUCCGAAGGGGAGAUGGAAGUCGUGGCUUAAUAAGUCCCUCAAUCUCAAGAUUCCUUCACAUCAGUCACCACAUGACAAAUAUUUUUAGCUCUCUGUAUCCAUAUUGCAGAUUUUGUCAGUUUCUUGGAUUUCUUUUCAUAGUUGCUUUUGGUUUUUGUCGUGAGGAGACAGAGAAAACAUCCUCGUUCCUGAAUUUAUAUGCUUUCCAUUUGCAACUCUGUACACAUUCGUUAAUGCUAUAAUAUAAACUCAGUUCUAAA